Molecule: messenger RNA, 7175 nt
Organism: Chlamydomonas reinhardtii
Lineage: Eukaryota; Viridiplantae; Chlorophyta; Chlorophyceae; Chlamydomonadales; Chlamydomonadaceae
Exons: 8
Coding region: 309-4238 (1309 amino acids)
Biological process (GO): regulation of flower development
Cellular component (GO): nucleus
Molecular function (GO): protein binding
Source: RefSeq, a predicted model, not a curated record
GCUCGGGCGCGCCUCUGCGAAUUUGGAUGCAUUUAUUACAUAAUGCGUACUAGCAUAGCAACAACAAUACCUUCGCGCCUCGCUUCAACUUGACCCUAAAGUCUGUUUGCUGCAGCUUUGGGGCCUGCUCUGGAGCGAAUACUCGAUGGCAAGCAAAUAGGAGCCAGAAUCGUGGAGCAUAGAGCAAGCGAUAGGGGCUGGCGAGCUCGGCAAGCCCAUCUUCAAGAGCACCUGGAAGCACUUGCAGGGUUCCAGGGAGCGCCAGAUAGUUCGCUCGGGUCCGAAGCGAAAGCCGCGUGGCAGCGGGAAUGGACUCGGCAAUCAGCGAUUGGCUUGCGCAGCCAAGCUGCGAGCCGGAGCUCGCGGGCGUAGACCAGUGGCUCGGGGACGGAGCGCUUCCAGACCUUGCCGUUGACGAGUUUGCAGCGAAUGUCGAAGACUUCCUGGCAUCCACUCCGCCAGUCCUAACUGAGGGUUUGGACACGGCGCUUGCGCCCUCCCCCCUAGCUAACGACGGUGCCAGCAGCAACCCGUCCAGCAGCAGUGGCUGCGGCACCAACAGCGCCGGCGCCGUGUGUGGCGGCGGCGGCGGCGGCAGCACCAAUGGCGGCGGCAUGGGUGGCGGCUUCGGCGGUGGCGGCGGCGGCGGACUGGGCGGGCUGGGUGGCUUUGGACGCGGCACGUUUCGGAGCUUCAGCACCAACGACCUGCAGUUGCUUGCGGCUCUGGAGGGCUCUUACCUGGGCGGCCUUCCUCCCACUGCCGGCCUGAGCGCACCGCACACACUCGGCAGCCACAACUUUGCACACAGCCAGAACCAACACAGCCAGAACCACAACGCGAAGCAGCACAAUGGCGCCGGCGCCUCCGCGGCCUCAACGCCGUCUUCCUCCUCAGGUGGGCCCGGCGGCAGCACUGGCGGCGGCGGCGGCGCAGCGCUUCUGUCGCGCUCACCCGGCGGCGGCAAGGGCUGGGCAGGUCCUGCGCUGGCGCCUGUUCCCGAAGGCGCCCCGACACAUGGCGAAGCCAUGCUUCUGCAGAUGACCCAGCAGCAGACGCAGCAGCAACAUUACUGCCUGACAUCGGCGGCUGCAUCUGGCGCAGUGGCAGCCGCGGCCGCAGCUGGAGCCAUGGCUGGCGUGUGUGGCGUCGCCGCCACGUCGCCGGCCUGCCAGGAGCAAGCGCCGUCGCCCACAGACCACGGCGCCCAGCCCGCCCCGCCCGCCCAGCCCGCUCAGCCCGCUUACGCAGCUGCCUACGCAGCAGCAGCCGCGCCGAGCAGCAGCAGCACUGGCAUGGCACUGGGUCCCACACCCGUCUUCCAGCACCCAGUGCAGCCUCAGCAGCCUUUGCAGCAGCAGGCUCAGGGUGUGGCAGGCAGCCCACCGACAGUGCCGCCGCCGCCGCCGCUUGCUGGCGGCCUGGGCGGCAUGCGGCACGUGCCGUCGUUCGGGACCUUAUCCAAUCUCAUGUCCACCACACUGACCAUCAAACGUGAGGCGGACGAGGACCCAGGCUCCGACAGCCCGCGCCACACCGGCACUGGGUUCAUGGCCCCUGUGUCCUUUGGUGGCCAGAACCACUUCCAACAACACCAGCAACAACAACAGCAACAGCAGUCGCAGCCGGCUCCGCCGGCUGCUCCAUGCACUCACAUGGACGCGCAGGCUGAGUCACAGCCGGCAGCUGUCGCCGUGAGCAUGUUUGCGCAACAGCAGCCGCAGCAGCAGCAGCAGCAGCGGCCGCACACGCAGGCGGUGUUUGGUGCGCGCAGUGGCUUUGGUGGACCGAUGCCAAGCGCGUUUCAGGCAUUGGGUCUGCCGCUGCCGCUGCCCGGCGCAAGCUUGCCUUCGUUUCCCGCCGCGCCUCAGCAACAACAGCAGCAACAGCAGCCUCAGGACCCCAGCGCGCCGACCGCCUCCGCCACCGCCACAGCUGCGCCACCGGCACCUGCCGCCGCCAUCACUGUCAAGCAGGAGCCAAGCGCAGUCGCAAACGCGGUGGCGGGAGCGGUGGCGGCCGCCGCGGCGGAGAUGGUGGCACAGGCGCAGGCACAGGCGCAGGCACAAGCGCAGGCGCAGGCACAAGCGCAGGCGCAAGUGCAGGCUCAGGCGCAGGCGCAGCCGGAGGCACCUGCCACCCACAGCGCAGGCAGCGGCGGCGCGCUCGCCGCCUCAGCUGCAGAGCUCGCGAACUCAGCUGAAAGCGGCGGCGGCGGAGGCUUUGGUGGCGGCUUGAGCCUGGCCAGGCUGGGCAUGGGCAUGGGUGGCGGCGCCGGUGGCGGAGGACUGCGCAAGUGUGCGAGUGCGCUGGAGCUGUGUGAGUGGCGCAGCAACAGCGUCAGCCUGGACCCUGUGGGGGAGGACGAGGAGGAGGAGGAGCUGGGAGGAGCUGGUGGCGGCGGAGGCAGCAACCGGGAGGGCAGUGCCGGGCCUGCUGAGGGCGGCGGCGCGGACGGCGCCGGUGGCGGCAGCAGGAUGAUUGGGCGGCUGACGGUGGAGGAGCGGCUUCAGCGCAUCCUGCGCUACCGCCAGAAGCGGCAGAUGCGCAACUUCGCGCGCGAGAUCAAAUACCAGUGCCGCAAGACACUUGCCGACUCGCGGCCGCGUGUGGGGGGCCGCUUCGCGCGCAACGACGACCCCAACAGCGUGAUGCCGCACCAGACAAAGAAGGCUCAGCGGUCUGGCCGGUCGGCCGGCGGCCACGAUUCGGCGGCGGCCGCCGCGCACCAGCAGCAGCAGCUGCAGCACAAGCAAGCCGUGGCGGCGGCGGCGGAGCACCAGCGGCAGCUGCAGCAGCAGCUGGCGGUGGCUGUAGCAGCCAAGGCGGUCGAGGCGGUGAUGGCGCGGCAGCAGCAGCAACAGAAGCAGGCGGUGGCGGCGGCGGCCGCGGCAGCGGCGGCAGCGAUGCCGCUGCCCAUGCCCGGCAUGCACCCGACGGCGGCGGCGGCGGCGGCGAAGGCUGCGAGUCAGCCCGCCCACAACGCCACCACCACCAGUGCUACCAUCUCCACGACCAGCAGCGGCAGCAGUGGCGACCAGCCCGGCGGCGCAAGCACCGCCGGCACGGCGGCGGCUGCUACUGCCGCCGCCGCGGCAGCCGCAGCCGCUGCGGCGGCAGCCGCCGGCGGCGGCGGCUACCCCGGUGCCGCCGCGCACCCGGGUGGCGCCUACCCGCCUGGCAUGUACGCGGCCCCUGGGCAUCCCCCGGUCGUGCUGACGCAUGCCUAUCCCGGCGGCGCCGCAGCCGCCGCGGCGGCGCCGCAGCAGAUGGCCGGCAUUGUGUAUCCGUACAGCUACCAUCCGUACGCCUACGCGGCGGCGGUGCCUCCGCCAGGCGUGGCCGUGGCCCUGCCCGCCGGCGGCGUGGCGGCCCACCACCAAGCCUUCGCGCAGCACCAACAGCAGCAGCACGCUGUGGCAGCGGCGGCGGUGGCGGCGGCGCACUACCAGGCGGCAGCCGCACAGGCGCAGGCACAGGCGCAAGCGCAGGCGCAGGCGCAGGCGCAGGCACAGGCACAGGCGCAGGCACAGGCGCAGGCACAAGCCGCUGCGGCGGCGGCCGCCGCCGCAGCGGCAGCGGCCCAGGCGCAAGCGGCCGCCGCCGUUGCCGGCACUGCACAGGCGGCACCCAUGUACGGUGUGGCGCCUACGGCUGCGCUGCACCACCCCAUGUCCACGCACUUGUACCCCUACGCCGCCCCCUCGCCCGCGGGCAUCCCGCCGCCGGGCCUGCUGCCGCCGCAGCAGUACGCACCGCCGCCGCCGCCGCCGCCGCAACCGCACGCCGCCAUGCCGGCGGCGCCAGCCUGCGCCAUCACGCCCGGCGGCGCCGCCUCUGCCGACACUCCAGAUAGUGCCGCCGUCGGCAUCGGCGGCAGCGCUGCCGCCGCCGCUGCCUCUGUCAUGGCUCCUGACAGUGGCUGCGGCAGCGCCAUGCUUGGCUCGCUGCCGCUGCCAUUGCCGCUGCCGGGUGACGUGGCGGCUCUCGGCUCGGAGGGGGGCGAGGCGGGUUUGGGUUUGGGCGACGUGCCGGAGCGGUUGGAUUCUCCUGGGCUGCUGGAUGCGCUGUUCAGUCACAUGGAUGCAGAGAUGGCGGCGGAGGUGGAGGAGAGCGCGGCGGCGGCGGCGGCGCUGCUGCACCCCACAGCGGCGGGCACCGCAGGCGGUGGCGGCGCUGGCCUGGCGGCACAGCAUGCACAGCACACGGGCGUGUCGUGCAUGGCUGUGGAUGGCUGAAGGAAAGGUGGAGCGGCAGGCUGCAGGCGGCUGGUGCGUGCCGUAGCCGAUUGCGGCACGGCACGUGUGCAGCCGCAGGGCCUGUUCACGCAUGCGGCCGCGGCUUUGCAGGCGAGGUCGAGCCCUACCUUAAGGCCGGCGAGCACCUCGAGCCUGGCAGUGGCAGCGAGAGGAGCAGAGCAACGAAGCAGCAGCAAUUGAGCCUGGACAAAAGAGGGGUUACUGUCGGUCCAGUCAGCCCGCGGCGGGGUGCGGCAUGACAUAUGCGAGGGGCCGCCCGCCGCUGCCAUGCACGUUACAUUUGGAGGGGUGAGCAACAAGUUUUCUGAGCAACAAAACACACCACCAUUAUUGUUGCCGUUGAACCUAAUUGUCCGUCGCGGUCUUGUGGCCGCGGUAUGUAUGUGCGCGUGUUCUUAAGUACAAAAGUAAUUUUGGCCGACGAAGCAUGACGGGGCUUGGGCCCGUUGGUGGCAGCUGUCGCAUGGUGUGCAGGGCAACCGCAGUCGGCUGCAUAAGCAACGGCACGGCCGUACGAUGCAUACGUAGGCACUUACGUAUUGACGGCACGUACGUACGGGAAUAUAAUUUUCGUACUGCUUAUGCACUGCUGCAAAUAGUUGCUUUUCGGGCUGAGCCCCUUUCCCCGUGACCGGGGAACACUUGUCGUACUGCUGCGCGGUUGCGGCUGCGAGCAUGCUCAUGAGCGUCAGUUAAAACCCAUAGCAUCGAGGGUGGGAACGCGAGCUGCGCAAGGAGUCACCUCCAAACCCGAGGCAGGACCACCUGUGUGAUGCACCGAGAGUGAGAGCUGAUACACGCACACUCACACACACUGGGUGCACAUCGCCCUGGCCGUAACUCGUGCGAGCGCGAGUGGCGCGAAACGCGGGUGCGGGCUGAGAAGAGCGUUUCGGGCCUUCUUGCUCAAAACGGCAUAUGUAUGAAUACAUUUUUGGGCCAUGACGAGAUUUGCGGCCGGCAGCAACAGGCUGUCUGCGGUUGGGCCGGUUUUUGCAUGUACCGGCAUCAAGCUUUGAGCUUAUUACUGGGAGGGCGAAAGACAAAACAAGGGAAAGUUGUGACGAUUCAGCAGACUGUUAGCGAGAGCCGCGUGCUAUUCGGUUACUGGACGGCAUUUCCUAUGGAUACGGCAUAAGCUGGAAACACGGACGGGCGGCGUCUGCGUCGGGAGGGGACAAGUGUGUGCAGGUGCCACCUGCAUCGGAGUGAGGCAUGCGCGUGACGAUUGCAACUGGCGGCUGGCUGCCAGAGUGCAGAGGAUUAAGGAGAGGCGUUUAGUGCUGACUCCGUCAGUUUACUAGGGCUUGUGCAUCAAAAAAAGCGAGAGGCAGAGGGACGUGGUCCCACAUUGCGCAGGAAAUCGAGAAGAAAACAACACAAGUAUUGUGGUUGGGCUGGAUGCAGCUGGCGCAGGUCGCAUAUCAAUUUGGUCAUCGCUGAUGAGGCUGUUGAAGUUGGGUUGCGUUUGAGGCAUCAUACUCUUUUGUAGCAGGCAGAUGGGGGCGGUGCCCGAGCUUAACGCGAGAACAUUGGUAACUGACAGCCGCAGUUGCGGCUAACGCUCGGUUUGUCGUACAGCGUAAAGGGGCGUCACCUUCCAUUCAACAUGAGGCCUUGCACUAUGCGGUACAGACGUACGUGAUCUACAUCGCGCGUCUAUGCGGGCAGGCCGGUCGGUUGCCGAGUGAUUGCAGUAGCAUCCGUUGUGGAAGCAGUUGAUGUGCGUGAGUGCGGUGCGGCGUGUACGGCUGGGACCUACCAAAGAGGGGGUGAAGGGCGGCGCGGGCACAGAGAUACACACGUGUCAACACCACAAGCACCUAUCUAUCUGACGCAAGUCGCGGAUCACGAGGCGGUCGGUAGUUAUUGGAAAAGGUGUUGGGGUUCGAUGGCGACGCCGGGUUGUCAGUAUGACUGCGCGGAGGCGGGCAUGGCAAGGCGUUAACGCGCCAAGUGUCGAAACCGGUGCCAUAGGAGAGCAAUAUAAUUACGUAGAGCUGAAUGUCUCAUCGUGGUGUGGAUUGUACAUCGCCGUGUGUGUGUUCUCUAAUGGUCAUCGUUGUGAAUGUGGUGAACAGGGCCCCGCGCCGCAAUUGCCCUUGAGUUCCUUUGGGAUAGUUUGCUAUCAUGUUGGUAGGAGGCCCAGUUACACGUUUGGACAGCACGGAGCAUCGCAGCGAGCGGGGUCCUAGCGUACAGACCCCAGACUCCGCCCGUGUGGGCUGGUUUCAGCCAGUAAGCACUGCAGCGGUAUGGGCGAUCCUGGCUUCGGCCAGCAGUGCAUCGCUCAUGAACGCCGCGUGAUUCCUUUUGACAUUACUUGAAGCGUGUUAUGGUGGCAUGUAUGUGUGGCGGGCUUUACUGUGUUGAUAUGGGUGUGGAAGCGCGCAGGACAAGGGCGCCGCACAAAGGCGGGCACGCAACAAUGCGGCAACGUGCGCUCAGGCGUGCGCACGCCUGUGUGGCCCAAGUCAGAACGCGCAGGGCAACAAAACAAAGUGCUUGCGGAUGGGCAGCAGGGCGGGGGGAAGGAAGCAGAUAGACCACGGGGGCAGGGGCUUAUCCACGAGGGCUUCGUCUUGGAAGUGUGUUGAUGCCAUGAGGGGCUGGGCACGCGGCUCUGGCUAUCUGUCCACGCCCACAGCAGCCGCGUGAGUCUUGAUGCAACCCCGCGCGGCCGGAGGCCCCGUGCAUCAGGGCUUGGUGGGUUGCUGCCGCGCGACCGCUGGUGAUGUGCGAUGGGACAGGGUUGAGGCAGGUUGGCGAGGUCCCGUAGGCCGUAGGGUGCAGCUGACGAACGCCGCCUGGCUGGUCGAACGCCGGAGUUACUGUACCGACAAGUUGCUGGCUGGCUAGGAGUUUGCUGAUGCGCAUUCCUCACGCUCCGCUGGUGAUGUGUAAUGCAAGCGCGAA